Molecule: messenger RNA, 1557 nt
Organism: Phymastichus coffea
Lineage: Eukaryota; Metazoa; Arthropoda; Insecta; Hymenoptera; Eulophidae
Product: translational activator of cytochrome c oxidase 1
Exons: 5
Coding region: 419-1207 (262 amino acids)
Cellular component (GO): mitochondrion
Source: RefSeq, a predicted model, not a curated record
UAUACUGCGAGUCGACACCAGAGCCAACGAAUACUAAAAGAAUAGAACAGAACAGGAUUCCUCAACAGCGGGGCCUCCGACAAACAAAAAUUGUUCACUUUGAUCGACGAUAAAAACGAAACCAUUUGAUGGAUCUGGUUGAAACUUUGACAGCAUUCUAGUUAAAAGUCAAGCUUGCUGUAGCAACAAACGUUAUGAUACUUGGCGCGCCAUCUCUUGAAUUUUCUAAGGACUUAUUGACCCAUCCUCGUACCUAUAUAGUGUUAUUGUUUCAUUCUACCAUAACCUAAUUUUAACAUGUUAAAAACUUUGAAGUCGUCUGCAAAGAUUUGCCAAAAUCACGAUUAUGAUCUCUCUCUAUGUAUAUAUAUAUGUAUAUAUAUAUUGAAAUUAUAGGUUAACUAGAAAAUAUUAAAAAAUGAAUAGCUUAAUUAAAUUUUCUUUACGUUACAAAAAUUUCGUAAACUUUAUUGAAUGCAAAAGAUUCGCGGGACACAGCAAGUGGGCGAAUAUCAAGCAUACUAAAAUGGCAAAAGAUGCUCAGCGAUCAGAUGUUCUUAGAAAUUUUAUAAAUAAACUGAAAGUGGCAAUAACAGAGGGUAAGUCUGCAAAACCAGAAAACAAUCAUAAGUUAGCAAGAGUCAUUGAGGAAGCCAAAAGAAAAUCUAUGCCAAUGGCAACAAUUAAAAAUUUUCUUGAAAAAGCUCAGAGCUCCAAAAUUGGUACUCAAUCAGCUUUUUUUGAAAGUAGAGGCCCUGCUGGUAGUAUGGUUCUAAUACAUUUAUUAACAGAAAACAUUCCUCAUACACGCUCUUAUGUUAAUAUGCACCUUAAGAAAUGUGGGUUUACAGCAAGUGAAAUGCCAAGCCAAAAUUUGUUUUAUGAGAAAGGUUUAAUAUACACUGAAGUAGGUGAAUUUGAUAUUGACAAAGCCAUAGACGAUGCCAUUGAAACAGGUGCCGAGGAAGCAGAGAAAUUACAAGAGGAUGAUAAAGAAUUUAUUCAGUUUACAUGUGCUGCUUCAGAAGUAUAUAAAGUAAGGAAUAAAUUAGAAAAACUAAAUUACAAAAUCAUUGAAACAGAUAUUUUAUUUAUGCCCUUCAAGUAUGUAGAACUGUCAGAUGAAGACAUAGAAUAUGUCAGUAAGUUAUAUACCAGAUUAGGUCAAAUGGAGGAAGUUAUCAAAAUAUACAAUAAUAUACAAUAAUGUUUGUAUUGAAAGUUGAUUAAUCAUCUUUGCAGAAUCAUUUGUUACAUAUUAAAAAACGAAUACCUAUGAAGUUGAAAUAUUUUAAUAAAAAAAUGUUAAAGAUUUAUUGUUUGAGUUUUUAAGUUUAGAGGUUUCUACAUACAUAAGAAGAUAUCCGACGUCGAAUAACGGAUAUCGGACAUAUAUCAAGAUUAUCAAAAUACAAAACUAACAUUAAAAAAUUAAUAUUAUCAGUACAAUUAUUUGUACAAUAAUAUAUCAUUUAACUAUUUUUUUACAUCAUGGUACACGUCUGAUGACCGAUAUCUGAUGUCUCCUUGUAUAUAGUUUUUAUAUUUUAGAUUUUU